UAGGCGUCAGCAGCGAGCCCAGCUGGUCUACACGCCUCUCCCGCCGCCGUGCUCUCCAGUUCAAUGGCCGCCGCUAUUGGCCUGCUAGCCGCUGGGGCCCGAGGGCCCAGCCGCCUCCUGCGCUGCGGGCGGGCUCUGCUCGCCUCCAGCACCUGCAGCCGCGGAGCGGCCGGGGCCAGGCAGCCUCAGACCGAACAGCAGCUCACCGUCUGCCGGCAGCUGGAUGGCAUCAGGACCAUUAUCUUGAAUAAUCCAAAGAGAAGAAAUGCUCUGUCAUUACGUAUGCUGAAAUCUCUCCAAAAUGACAUUCUCCAUGAAGCUGAAAGCAAAGAUCUAAGAGUCAUUAUCAUUUCAGCUGAAGGGCCUGUAUUUUCCUCUGGCCAUGAUUUAAAGGAAUUAACUGAUGAGCAAAGCCAGGAUUACCAUGCGGAAGUAUUUCAGACAUGUUCUGAGGUCAUGAUGCUAAUCCAGAAACACCCUGUCCCCAUCAUUGCCAAAGUGAAUGGUUUAGCCACUGCUGCAGGUUGUCAGCUGGUUGCAAGUUGUGACAUUGCCCUUGCAAGUGAAAAAUCUCAUUUUGCCACUCCUGGUGUGAACAUUGGACUCUUUUGCUCCACUCCAGCAGUUGCCCUGGGACGAGCAGUUCCUAAAAAGGUUGCCUUAGAAAUGCUGUUUACUGGGGAACCCAUCACAGCCCAGGAAGCAUUGCUUCAUGGGUUGCUCAGCAAAGUGGUUCCAGAAGAGAAGCUGGAGGAGGAGACCAUGAAAAUAGCCCGAAAGAUCUGUACAGCAAGCCGGUCUGUGGUGGCAAUGGGCAAGGCCACCUUCUACAGGCAGCUGACACAGGACCUGAAGAGUGCCUACCAUCUUGCCUCCCACUCCAUGGUGGACAAUUUGGCCAUUCACGAUGGGCAAGAGGGAAUCACAGCCUUUAUCCAGAAGCGCAAGCCUGUAUGGUCACACUCUUAGGCUAGAGCCAUUGGAGGUGUCAGGAAGAAAUGAAAGCAGCCUGGGAAAGCCCCAACCUCUCCAAAUGAUUAUAUAAUGAUACCUUUUGGAGGAAAAUUUUUUUCUUAUUAUCUGCAAUGUCUUAUAUGUAAGCUUAUGGGUUUGGUUUCAGGGCUGGGGCUUUAGAAGUUUCACCAUGGAGUUCUCUUUCCUUCUUCCCACCCCCACACCUGCCUCUAGUCUUCAAACACAAUGAUUCAUUGUCCUAUGAGACCAAGAACAUUGUUGAAAAAGUCGAAAUUUGAAAUUUCCAAGUUGAAAUUAGCCUGACUGCAAUUUAUCUCAUUUUAAAGAUUCCAAUUCCAUGAGAUAUGACAUGCAAAUAGAUAAUAAAAAUGAAACAUUAUUCAGAAUAGUAAAAUGUGAUGAAAGGUUAUUGAA
Molecule: messenger RNA, 1389 nt
Organism: Vombatus ursinus (common wombat)
Lineage: Eukaryota; Metazoa; Chordata; Mammalia; Diprotodontia; Vombatidae
Gene: ECHDC3
Product: enoyl-CoA hydratase domain containing 3
Exons: 5
Coding region: 64-969 (301 amino acids)
Cellular component (GO): mitochondrion
Molecular function (GO): hydro-lyase activity
Source: RefSeq, a predicted model, not a curated record